This is a messenger RNA of Drosophila novamexicana, 330 nucleotides long. RefSeq names its product DEAD-box ATP-dependent RNA helicase 7. NCBI's taxonomy places the organism in Eukaryota, Metazoa, Arthropoda, Insecta, Diptera, Drosophilidae. The record is from RefSeq and is a predicted model, not a curated record.
AUGCGUGUGCUUCAUUUAUAUCUAAUAGUGCUAAGUGCUCUGUUGCCCAUGCUGGGUGCAAGCAGCACCAGAGACGGCCACCCACCAGCGGAAAUGAAGCUGGCGGAUGUAAAUCAGGCAGCGGAUCAGCAGGAGAUGCCGGCAUUGCGCUCGGUCAGGCAGCUAGGCAACGGCCGGCGUUUUGGCGGCGGCAGAUUUGGUGGGGGCGGUCUACGCCGUUUUGGAGGCGGUGGCUUACCUUUUGGCGGCGGCGGUCGACGAUUCGGUGGCGGCAGGCGGCGCUUUGCCAAUCCUGGUUUCUAUCCGCAACCAUUUGGGUUUUUUGGCUAA